CGCACACAUACGUAGAGAGAGAGAGACACACACACACGCACACAGAGAGAGACACGCACACACACACGCACACACACGUAGAGAGAGAGCCCAUGCAGCAGUCGGGUCGUGGUCUCGUGGGGUCCUCGUUCCUCUCCUGCUCUUCUUUCUCUCCGGACUUGGAGCUCGAGGAAGAAGGAACACUAGUUUAGAGCUUCUAACUUUACUUUAUUAUGUUUCUAUUCUCCUCGACCGUCCGCAGGUGAAGCAGACCAGGUGCUCCACGGAUCGUCCGAACUGAACUCUUGGUUCGCUCCCAGUUGCCAUGGCUACCAACGGCACCCCCGCGGGUUGCGGCCCCAACGUGGACUCUCUCUAUUACAACCUGUGUGACCUCGACGCCGCCUGGGGCAUCGUGCUGGAGGCCUUGGCGGCGGCCGGCGUCGUCUUCUGCUUCGUGCUCUUCAUCUCGCUGCUGGCCAGCGUGCCCUUCGCGCGGGACGCGAACCGCCGGAGCUCGACGGCGCUGCACGCCUGCUUCCUGGUCUGCACCUUCGGCCUCUUCUGCCUGACCUUCGCCUUCAUCGUGGGGAAGGACUUCUCCACGUGCGCCUCGCGGAGGUUCCUCUUCGGCGUGCUGUUCGCCGGCUGCUUCGCCUGCCUCCUGGUGCAGAGCGCGCGGCUGAACGUCCUCGUCCGGCGGGACUGCGGGCCGCGGGCUUGGGCCUUGUGCCUGGCGGCGGCGGCGUUGUGGCUGGUGGAGGUGGUCAUCAACACCGAGUGGCUGAUCAUCACGGUGGUGCGCCGCCCGCGGGGGCCGCUCAACACCACGGCCCAGACCGGCGGAGCCGCGGCGCCUUGCGACAUCGCCAACGAGGACUUCGUCAUGGCGCUGAUCUACGUGAUGACCCUGAUCCUGGCGGUGGUGGUGGCGAGUCUCGCCGUCAUGGCGGGCAAACACGACCGGUGGAAGAAGGACGGCGCCUUCAUCCUCCUGACCAGCGCGGCCUCCGUGGGGAUUUGGGUGGCGUGGAUCGUCAUGUACGUCUACGGCAACGAGAAGAGGGGCGGGCCCACGUGGGACGACCCCACCUUGGCCAUCGCCCUGGUGGCCAACGCGUGGGCCUUCCUCCUCCUCUACACCAUUCCCGACAUCUGCGGCGUGACCGGCGGCGCCGAGAGCCCGCAGAGCUUCGGGGAAGACCUGUACCCGAACCGAGGAGUCGGCUACGAGACGAUCCUGAAGGAGCAGAGCUCCCAGAACAUGUUCGUGGAGAACAAGGCGUUCUCCAUGGAGGAACCCAAACCAGCGGUCAAGCCCGUGUCCCCGUACAGCGGCUACAGCGGGCAGCUGCGGGGCUCCGUGUACCAGCCCACCGAGUUGGCGCUCAUCAGCAAGGCGGCGGCACACCGCCCUCCGGAGGUCUCCUAUGACAUGGCCAUCCCCCGAGCCUCCACCCACUCAGCGGCCGGCAGCGGGAGCGGCACGCCGCCGACACACGCCGAGAGCGCCGCUCACACUCAAGCUAACGGAAACAGCGGGAACGGUCUCCACAGGACGUCCCAGUGGUGACCACGCCGACCUCCCACCCCUCAGAUUCACUGUGUGUGUGUUUGCCGUUGCUCCGUGGUUCUCUAAGCUGGUUCUAAGAGGAACCCUGGUCACAUGUGGAGCUUAAUUCUGGGUCCCCCCCCCCCAAGCUGGAAAACAGCCAAACCUUCUAUUGACUGGCUUCAUCUGAGCUGGCCGAGUGUCAGACAGCGUGGAGCUUCAUUUGGAUGUCAAAGCCGUGGCUUUGGGGCAGAACAAAGACUUUUUGCUUCGGUGGCCGGACUGUGAGCUCUCAGCUGGACGGUGCUGAGGCCGCACAUAUAUGACCCCCCCCCCCCCACCCCCAACACACACCAUAAACAAACCUGCACCACCGGUGGAACUUUAUUUACUUAUUUAGGAUUGGGAAUAUUGUUAAUAACCUCAAAAGUCAUACGUAAAAUGGAGCAACUGCUAUUGGAAUGAUGUAAAUACGUUGUUAAUGUGUCAAUGGUUGAACACUGCAUGGAAGCAUUGUAUGAAUAUGUCUAUUUAAUUUUAUUUAUAGCACCACUGUGUGCUAUUUGAUGAUUUAUUCCUACAAUCAAACAAUCACUUGAAUAGAAGUAGAGCUUCUUAUAACGUCUUAUAACGCUUAAUGUUCGCAUAGAAGGUUUCUUCAUUUCUUUCCUAUAAUAAAAACAUUAUUCAAUGAGAUACUUUUGUACCCCGACUUGAGUCCAAGUGACCCCCGUGUCUCGGCCCAGUUGGUAGGAAGAAAUGUUGGCGUUGUGUGUUUCAAUGUUGGCGUUGUGUGUUUCAAUGUUGGCAUUGUGUGUUUCAAUGUUGGCAUUGUGUGUUUCAAUGUUGGCGUUGUGUAUUUCAAUGUUGGCAUUGUGUGUUUCAAUGUUGGCAUUGUGUGUUUCUGCAAAUAAAUUAGUCAGAAUGGAGGCGUGGCCUCUUUAAGUGACAGGCGGGUGCUGUGUCCUCUGCUGCUUCACCCAGCCGCCUAAGCUUCAAUGUUACGUUGUUCAGUUCAGUUGUUACAAUGUUACGUUGUUACAAUGUUGCGUUACCUUGUUGCGUUACCUCGUCGCGUUACCUUGUUACGUUACCUCGUUGCGUUACCUUGUUACGUUACCUCGUUACGUUACCUUGUUGCGUUACCUCGUCGCGUUACCUUGUUACGUUACCUUGUUACGUUACCUUGUUACGUUACCUCGUCGCGUUACCUUGUUACGUUACCUUGUUACGUUACCUCGUCGCGUUACCUUGUUACGUUACCUUGUUACGUUACCUUGUUACGUUACCUCGUCGCGUUACCUUGUUACGUUACCUUGUUACGUUACCUUGUUACGUUACCUUGUUGCGUUACCUCGUCGCGUUACCUUGUUACGUUACCUUGUUACGUUACCUCGUCGCGUUACCUUGUUACGUUACCUCGUUACGUUACCUUGUUGCUUUACCUCGUCGCGUUACCUUGUUACGUUACCUUGUUACGUUACCUUGUUACGUUACCUCGUCGCGUUACCUCGUUACGUUACCUCAUCGCGUUACCUCGUCGCGUUACCUCGUUGCGUUACCUCGUUGCGUUACCUCGUUGCGUUACUUCGUCACGUUACCUCGUCACGUUACCUUGUUACGUUACCUUGUUACGUUACCUUGUCGCGUUACCUCGUUGCGUUACCUUGUUACGUUACCUUGUUACGUUACCUUGUUACGUUACCUUGUCGCGUUACCUUGUCACGUUACCUUGUUACGUUACCUUGUUACGUUACCUUGUUACGUUACCUUGUCGCGUUACCUUGUUACGUUACCUCGUCGCGUUACCUUGUUACGUUACCUCGUCACGUUACCUUGUUACGUUACCUCGUCACGUUACCUUGUUACGUUACCUCGUCACGUUACCUCGUCGCGUUACCUCGUUGCGUUACCUUGUUACUUUAUUAUUUUAACACAAACCAUGAUGUUCUUUCAAACUUUAAGCUAAACCGAACCAAUCGUUUACCAACGCUAACCACGUGGCCUUGUGCAUUUCUGCAACCGUAUUCAUGAAACUUAUUUUGGGGUUCAGAAGAGUCGAUGUACAAUUCCAACAUUUCUUCUGGUGACCGGGUUGUUCUUUCGGAUGCAGUUCCAGCGGCCUCCAGAACCUUCUUGGCUAUAUUUGACUAUGUUAAGUCCUUUCACACUGGUUGGCUCCAGCAAACUCCAGCAGGACUCGCUUUGGAGACUCCGAUAUCAACAACAUGUCGACUGCUGGAUGAACCUGAAUGUGGCUGCAUCCAACCAUCUUUAAUGAUUAACCUGUUAGUCUGUCUGUACAAUCUCAGAGCUUUGGCUUCUCUGAGUUUGUUGUUCUUUCAGAAAAACACAUAUUCAAUUCAUAAUGAAAGAAAACAGACACAGCUUGUGUUUGAUUAUUGAGAGAAAACACAAUCUUCUUGUUUUAACUGUUAAAAAGACCAAUGAGAGAAACCCUUGAAGAGAAACGUGAAAGAUCUCACAGCUGUUCAUAAUGCCUUUGAUUUAAUGUAUCGACAUGUUUUUGACCAGAGACGCUGUGUGAUAAUCUUUAAAAUACAGCAAAUAAAUACCCACUUGUUAUG
Cyclopterus lumpus (lumpfish) is the source of this 4119-nucleotide messenger RNA. RefSeq names its product G protein-coupled receptor, class C, group 5, member C (gene gprc5c). NCBI's taxonomy places the organism in Eukaryota, Metazoa, Chordata, Actinopteri, Perciformes, Cyclopteridae. The record is from RefSeq and is a predicted model, not a curated record. Bases 305 to 1552 code for a protein of 415 amino acids. The transcript has 5 exons. Gene Ontology annotation, biological process: G protein-coupled receptor signaling pathway. Gene Ontology annotation, cellular component: plasma membrane; extracellular exosome; intracellular membrane-bounded organelle. Gene Ontology annotation, molecular function: protein kinase activator activity; G protein-coupled receptor activity.